Molecule: messenger RNA, 2310 nt
Organism: Cyclocybe aegerita
Lineage: Eukaryota; Fungi; Basidiomycota; Agaricomycetes; Agaricales; Hemipholiotaceae
Source: the annotation of a GenBank genome assembly
AUGACGGCUUCCCAGACACGCUCACAGGCUGUGCGCCAGUCGCUCUCUCUGAAUCUCCGAAUCGAGCCCUCCCCGUACAACUCUUCUUCCAAGGUUGUCCUCACAGCACACACGCCAUCAUCUGCUGCAAUGGCCAUUCGAGCGGAAGCUGAUGUAGCCAAUCCAUCUAGUGAAAGCUCCGAAGACAACAUUAUCGAGUUCUCGGUUCUAUGCCACUACGAAUACGUUGCGGACGAACCUGGUCUCUUGUCCUUUAAGAAGGGUGAGAUACUCGAUAUUAUCAAACGCGAUGAUACGGGCUGGUGGGCCGCAAUGCGAACGGGAACGGAAGGUACUAUGGUCGGUUGGAUACCUCAAGCGUACGUUACCCCUCUGUUAGAGGAGAUGGUAGAGAGGCUACGAAGCAUCGGAGAAGAAUUCCGUGUGGCAGAAUACGACGCAGAGCAGCUGUAUAUCACUGCUCCAGUCGACCGUGGUCUUUCUCUGUUUGAGCCAGAUUUCGACCUACCAGAAGACGAUUCUGUUCCCCGCAAGAACUCUUCUUCCAACCUAAACGCUACAUCUUACCAAUCCCCUCGCGACAUGUACUACUCGAAGGGGAGAAGAGAUGAGAAUGUCAAUCCAUUCGCCCAACCCCAAAGCUCUCCCCGAUCGCGUCUUAAUCCCCCACCAUCCCCUACAUCCCCAAUGCCCUAUCCUCCUUCUCGACCUACCUAUCAGACAAAACCCUCCUCGCCUAUUCCAAUCUCAGAGGCUGAUAGUCGCCAACGCUCAGGGUCCACAUCAUCCAACCGGAGUCUGAGACGAAGACCCGUAAUUCUUAACGACAACCCCACCCUCUCCCGCCUCUCCACCCUCAUAGAAUCCAACAACACAAAAGAGAUAGAUGAAUUGGCCAGUCCAGAUAUCGUCGGCUCCUUCGAAGCUAUCUCCAAACGUUCGCGAGAGUCAAGGGCACCGAGGCGGAGAGCGAGCGAGGACACGAAAUAUACUACGAAUGUUGCUUCCCAAGGUGGAAAGCCAUGGUAUCUGCUACCACAACACAAAGACCAACUCGACGAGGAUAACAAAGGGAAUAUACGGACAGGAACCCUCGAGGCUUUGGUUGAACGAUUAACGACGGACGUAGGGACGACAGAUCUCACUAAAAUAGCGGAAAGCAAAAAAUUUACGAGCAUAUUUCUUAUGACAUUCAGAACAUUCACAACUGCGAACCGACUCUUCGACAUGCUCCUCGAUCGGUUCAAUAUACAACCACCAAAGAACCUGACAGAUCCAGAGCGGAAGGACUGGAAUGCGAAUCUCUGUCUACCCGUACAACGUCGCGUCCUCGACGUCCUUACGGUGUGGCUAGAGGAUCACCGGCUUUUGGAAGAAGAACCCUAUAUUUCUUCGCAUCUCUCAGAGUUUCUAAACGCUAUUGAUGGACCACCUUUUAAUUUAACUGCAACAGCUAUCCUCAAGUCUCUGGAACGUCUGACAUUCACCGUCCCCUCCUCAUCCACCACCACUUCCCCUAAGAAAUCAAGGAAAUCUAAAGCACAUAAGAAUGACCUGCUAAAGAUGGAUCCGUCUGAUGUUGCUGAGCAACUGACGGCCCUAGAGUCAUCUCUCUACAUGAAGAUCACCCCGCAAGAGUGUCUUGCUUACGCCAAGACACAGUCAGGUGGGGCCGUCGCAAAGUUAUCAAACUUCAUUGGAACACACGACAAAUUGGGUGCUUGGGUCAAGUUGAGUAUUUUGAAUCUCGAAACCCUUGUGAAGCGAGCAGAAACCGUCGAUUUCUGGAUCAAAGUCGCUGAGAAAUGCCGCGUGCUCAACAACUUCGCGUCAAUGAGCUCCAUUACCAUAGCUCUUUCGAGCGUAGUCGUCUCUCGGCUGCAUGUUACUUGGGGGCAUGUAAAUCGCAAGUCGCAGCUGGACGUUCUUCUCCGUUAUAAUGAACCCACUGGUGGCUUUGCUGGCUACCGACAACUUCUAAAUACCGCGGAGGGUCCUUGCGUCCCUUUCAUAACAAUGUUCCUGACGGACAUCAUUCACGUCUAUGAACAGUUCGACAGUCAAGAAGAUGGUCAAAUCUGUUUCUUCCAACGAGCGCGUUGGCACGAAAUCAUUACAAAAAUGCUGAAAUUCCAGGGUCGACUAUACUGUCUACCUGCGAGCGAGUCGACUAUGAACUUCAUCGAAGGACACCUGCGGGACAGCCAUCUAUGGGACCAAAAUUGGUAUUGGAAGAGGAGUCAAGACCUUCACAACUCCGAGUUGACCCACGCAGAUAUUAGGAAAGGUUUAGAGGCGGCAGGGUUCUAA